AUGACAUCCAAACGCAUGCCGGUAUACUUUCUUGGUAUCGGCGGACCCAACUUCAUGGAAGAUAAACAACAUCCAGCAUAUCACAAACUAGCCGAAACCGGUCUGGAAAUUACACAAAAAGUCCAGCCUAAAGCUGUAGUCGUAUUCUCAGCGCACUGGAAAGGAGGUCCUAGUACAAUCCAGAUUAAUGUUGUCGAAAAGACGGACUUGAUCUAUGACUUUUAUGGGUUUCCGCCGCAUUACUAUGAGUAUGACUACCCGAAUAGAGGGAGUAUGGAAGUUGCGUCGAGGGUUAUAGAGAAACUUUCUACGAAAGGUAUUGAUGUCGAGCCGGUGAAGAGAGGUCUUGACCAUGGAGUAUGGGUUGGAUUUCUGGCUGCCUUUGAUCCAAAAAAGAACCCAUUGAACGUGCCGAUCGUAGAAGUCUCGAUAUUUGGCAGCGAGGAUUCAGACCAGCACUACCGCAUGGGAGAGGCACUUCAAAGUCUUCGAGAUGAAGGCAUCUUGAUUGUCGGUGCGGGCAUGGCUGUUCACAACCUUCGCGAUUACCGGGCUACUUUGGCAUCGGGCAAGACCAUGCCGUACGCCUAUACCUUCGACGAAGCUCUUAAAGAAGUCACUACCGCCCCUCCAGAAGCACGACGAUCGAAGAUGGAGGAAUUGAUGAAACAGCCUGCUGCUCGAGAGGCUCAUCCCACUUUUGAGCAUAUCUUGCCUCUGCAUGUCGCUGCUGGUGCGGCUGGGGAUGAUGUCGGGGAACGACUGUGGACUCUUCCGGAGAGGAGUUUGAGUUGGGCUCAGUAUCGAUUUGGAAGUGUCUAG
Molecule: messenger RNA, 822 nt
Organism: Talaromyces amestolkiae
Lineage: Eukaryota; Fungi; Ascomycota; Eurotiomycetes; Eurotiales; Trichocomaceae
Exons: 3
Coding region: 1-822 (273 amino acids)
Molecular function (GO): ferrous iron binding; zinc ion binding; oxidoreductase activity, acting on single donors with incorporation of molecular oxygen
Source: RefSeq, a predicted model, not a curated record